AUCAAAUGAAUGUACUGUUAGUGUUGAUGUUUUGCUUCCUUAUUUGUUUAAAAGAGUUAUUAUGGAAUGGUCAUGGACAAAUGUACUUGUAAAUAAAUUAAAUAGACCUGGUUCUCACUUAUCAGUUUCUGAUCAUUCAUUCACGGUGUUGUAGUUGUCUUGAGUUUCUCCUUCAACUCUCUUAUGGGAAGCCUAAACAGUUUGUUGACUGUUGUGGAGUGCACCCAAUCUUAUUUUAUCCAGGCUUAUGGAUUUGUUGACCAUGUAAUGGCAAUAUCUCUCCAUGUUUCAGGAAGUGCUAGUGCGUUUUUCCGGUUUUGGAAAGGAGGAAGAUGAGUGGAUUAAUGUGCGAAAGCAUGUUAGGCCGCGCUCUCUGCCAUGUGAAUCAUCAGAAUGUGUUGCAGUGCUCGCUGGAGAUCUCAUACUUUGUUUUCAGGAAGGUAAAGAGCAAGCCCUUUACUUUGAUGCCCAUGUCCUUGAUGCUCAAAGGCGGAGGCACGACGUAAGAGGCUGUCGUUGUAGAUUUUUGGUUCGCUAUGAUCAUGAUCAGUCUGAGGAAAUCAUGACGCUUAGGAAGGUUUGUCGGAGGCCUGAAACUGAUUACAGAUUACAUCAACUUCAUGCCGUGAAUGAUGCAGCCCCUGCGGAUCAUCAGAAGAUUAGCUUGGAUCAUCCAGCAAUUGUUCAUGGCACGAGGGUUACUAAUUCUUCUGAAAUGGUACAAAAGCAACAAUAGAUUGCAAAUAUUCAUAUGGUAACACCAGUUUUGCAAACAAACGAUUCCAUUCCACCACAAAGCAUGAAUGUGGAUCCAGUGAAAAUUGAAACAAAACCUGAUAUUCAAGCUGGAAAUCAUGUCACUCUAGGCACUGCCACAUUCACCUCCGGCGUCAUUACUACCGGCAGUAUUACUACUAGCAGUGUUCCUGAAGUUUCCACUCAGAACCUCGCCGAAGAGAAGUAACUUGAAUAUGUUUCUGUAAAGCCUAACUAGUCGGAUGGUAAUCUUCUGCACAAAAUGCUUGUACAUGAGUUUUUACGCAUGUUUUAUUCGAAUUAUGGGAAAUGAAAAGGGUAAGGUGCUAUAAUUGCACUUUCAUCUUUUAUGUUAAAACUUACACUAAUAUAUGUUAA
Molecule: messenger RNA, 1134 nt
Organism: Lathyrus oleraceus (garden pea)
Lineage: Eukaryota; Viridiplantae; Streptophyta; Magnoliopsida; Fabales; Fabaceae
Product: protein SAWADEE HOMEODOMAIN HOMOLOG 2
Exons: 3
Coding region: 284-736 (150 amino acids)
Molecular function (GO): chromatin binding
Source: RefSeq, a predicted model, not a curated record